CGGCAGCAGCGGCGGACCCGGGCGGCGGCGCGCGGUCGGAGCCCGGCGGCCCUGGUCUCCGGGCCCCGGUGGAUGCGCGGCUGGGGGGCGGCCCAUGGGCCGGAGCUGAGGCUGCCCGGGGUGUCGGGGCGCGGGGCGGGGGGCGCGGUCGAGGCCCGGAGGCGGCGGCGCAGGAGGAAGCGGAGGAGGGCGGGCGCGCCGGGCCCCGGAGGCAGGCAUCGCAGCGCUGCCGCCGCCGCCGCCGCAGCCCCGGGCUCGCCAUGCUCCUGGCCUCGGCCGUGGUGGUCUGGGAAUGGCUGAACGAGCACGGCCGCUGGCGCCCCUACAGCCCGGCCGUGAGCCACCACAUCGAGGCGGUGGUUCGCGCCGGCCCCCGCGCCGGGGGCAGCGUGGUGCUGGGCCAGGUGGACAGCCGUCUCGCGCCCUACAUCAUCGACCUGCAGUCCAUGAACCAGUUUCGCCAGGACACCGGGACCCUCCGUCCAGUUCGCCGCAACUACUACGACCCGACCUCGGCCCCUGGGAAGGGCGUGGUGUGGGAGUGGGAGAACGACAAUGGUUCUUGGACGCCCUACGACAUGGAAGUGGGCAUCACCAUCCAGCACGCCUACGAGAAGCAGCACCCCUGGAUCGACCUCACUUCCAUCGGCUUCAGCUACGUCAUUGAUUUCAGCACCAUGGGCCAGAUCAACCGGCAGACCCAGCGCCAGCGCCGCAUCCGCCGGCGGCUAGAUCUUAUCUACCCCAUGGUCACUGGCACCUUGCCCAAGCCCCAGUCCUGGCCAGCCAGCCCCGGACCUGCCGCCGCGCCCCCCGCCGCGCCCUGCUCCUGCCCGCAGUGCGUCCUGGUGAUGAGCGUCAAGGCCGCGGUGGCCAAUGGGAGCGCUGGACCCCUGCAGCCCCCGGCUGCCCGCAAGCACAUGCCCGAGUCUGGAGUGGUCAAGGUGCCUCCCCCACCAGGCCCCGGGGUCAAGCCACUGGACAGCACGGGCACCAUUCGAGGCCCGGUGAAGACGGUCCCAUCGCAGGCGAUCCGGCGACAAGCCUCCAGCACGCCGGCAGGGGCGAAUGCGGGCUCCCCUGCUAGCCCCCCGGGAGCCAAUGGCAAGACCGAAAGGGUGGCCCUGGCGACCUUGAAUCGGACCAACCUGCAGCGACUGGCCAUCGCCCAGUCCCGAGUGCUGAUCGCCUCCGGGGUCCCCACUGUCCCAGUGAAGAACCUGAGUGGGUCCAGUCCUGUCAACCCUGCCUUGGCAGGAAUCACUGGGAUCCUCAUGAGUGCUGCAGGGCUGCCUGUGUGUCUCACCAGGCCACCAAAGCUGGCCCUCCACCCACCCCCCGUCAGCAAGAGGGAAAUAAAAUCCAUCCCAGGGGUUUCCAACACAAGCCGCAAGACCACCAAGAAACAAGCCAAGAAAGGUAAAACCCCAGAAGAAGUGCUCAAGAGGUAUCUACAGAAAGUCCGGCAUCCACCAGACGAGGACUGCACCAUCUGUAUGGAGCGCCUCACGACCCCCUCGGGCUACAAGGGUCCACAGCCGACGGUCAAGCCUGACCUAGUGGGUAAGCUGUCCAGAUGCGGCCACAUCUACCACAUCUACUGCCUGGUCGCCAUGUACAACAACGGCAACAAGGAUGGGAGUCUGCAGUGUCCAACCUGUAAGACCAUUUAUGGGGUGAAGACAGGAACCCAGCCUCCAGGGAAGAUGGAGUACCACCUCAUUCCCCACUCUCUGCCUGGCCACCCAGACUGCAAAACCAUCCGGAUCAUCUAUAGCAUCCCCCCUGGCAUUCAGGGGCCAGAACACCCAAAUCCUGGGAAAAGUUUCAGCGCCCGUGGCUUCCCACGACACUGUUACCUUCCAGACAGCGAGAAAGGGAGAAAGGUCCUGAAGCUGCUGCUUGUGGCUUGGGAUCGCCGUCUCAUCUUUGCCAUCGGUACGUCCAGCACCACAGGCGAGUCAGAUACCGUCAUCUGGAAUGAGGUCCAUCACAAGACAGAGUUUGGCUCUAAUCUCACUGGCCACGGCUACCCAGAUGCCAAUUACCUGGAUAAUGUGCUGGCUGAACUGGCUGCCCAGGGCAUUUCUGAGGACAGUACUGCCCAAGAGAAGGACUGAACCGGAGGGGCUUUGGGGUGGGAGAGGCCAUGGGACCACAGGUCAGGAAGUGGGGAGAGUCAAGGUGGAAGUUGGCACCAUGCCCUCCCAACUCCCUGUCUCCCCUCCUUGUCCUGUCUCCACCCCCAUCCCUCCCAGCCCCAGGCUGAGGGGAGCAGUCAGAAUGAAUAAGGUGGUUGGUGUCAUCCACAAACCUCAUCCAACGCAAAGGGGACGUGGGAUGAGGGCCAUCCUCAGCCUGUUCCCAUGGAGUUUUCGGUGCUGGGUAGGCAGGGACCCCCCCUCACUCCCCUAAGCAGGGGGCACAGGCAGCACGCUUAGGGUAUGGGCACUCCUUAUCCUGGCCUUGUGAAGCCGGAGGUUCAUGCCUCAGCCAGCUUCUUGCUGCUUCCACUCUGCUUCGAGAGCGGAGUUUCUGCUUUUCUCUCCUCUGCUGGAGGUGAGGGGCUCUCACUGUGCAAG
Molecule: messenger RNA, 2582 nt
Organism: Lipotes vexillifer (Yangtze River dolphin)
Lineage: Eukaryota; Metazoa; Chordata; Mammalia; Artiodactyla; Lipotidae
Gene: DTX4
Product: deltex E3 ubiquitin ligase 4
Exons: 9
Coding region: 261-2120 (619 amino acids)
Biological process (GO): Notch signaling pathway; protein ubiquitination
Molecular function (GO): zinc ion binding
Source: RefSeq, a predicted model, not a curated record